AUGCUACUCAUACCCCACUCCCCGCCACUUUUUUUCCUUUUCCCACGUGACAAAGGAAAACUCUCUCUCUCUCUCUCUCUCUCUCUCUCUCUCUUCGACCAGCCCCACCCGAACAAACUUCCGACUUUUCCAUUCUUUUUCCCGAUGAACCUCAUUACCCACCCGGAGUCAAAGAGGUCAACUGCUUUAUCGACAUCGCCCUUUGUCAUAUGUUAUCACUUUUCUUUUACAAACGCCUACUACUGUUUCUUUUCACAUGUUUUUUCAUGUUCUCCUCUGCAUUCUCAUGGGCUUCUCCCCUACACAUUAUUCGUCUUCAGCAUUCCUUUAUCACUCCUAAUCAUUUAUGUAGCAUCCGGCAGUUUUCAGGAAGUUGUGGACGGGAUACUUUAUUUUGUCCAGUGGAUUACAUUUAAUUUUCAUUCUCAACCAUCUCUCACCAACGCCGAGUCAACCGCCUUUUCUCGUUCCGCUCGCUUUCCAAGUCUUUUUUUUCUUUUGUCCCUUCUUAUUCUAUCUCUCUCUUUUUCUCUUUCUCUCUCUCUCUCUCUCUCUCUCUCUCUCCAACAUUAUUCUUAUCUUCUUUGCAAUUUGUACAUAUCGUUCACGCUUUCUUUCUCCAAUUUCUCGUCGUUCUCAUCCUCCCCCUCCUCCUCAUCAUCAUCCUUCUCAUCAUCCUUGUUCUUCUUCCUUCUUCUUCUUCUUUCUUUUCCUUCUUUCUCUUCCUUCUUCUUCUUUCUCUUCCUUCUUCUUCUUUCUCUUCCAUCUUCUUCUUCUUCCUCUUCUUCUUCUUCCUCUUCUUCUUCUCCCUUCUUCUUCUUCCUCUUCUUUUUCUUCUUUCUCUUCCUUCUUCUUCUUCUUCUUCUUCUUCUUCUUCUUCUUCUUCUUCUUCUCUCCAGACUCCCAAAUAAGUUCCCUCUCUUUUUCUUUCCUAUUUUAUUCUUAUCUACUCUGCAAUUUGUACAUGACCUUCACACUUUCCUUCUCAAGUUUCUUCUUCUUGCUCUUGUUGUUGUUGUUGUUCUUCUUCUUCUUCUUCUUCUUCUUCUUCUUCUCUCCACACUCCCUAAUAAAUUCUCUUUCUUUCUCUUUCAUACUUUAUUCUUAUCUUUGCAUUCUGCACAUGUCCUUCACACAUUUUUCUCCAACUCUAACUUUUUUUCUCUCCCUACACACACACUGUCUCUCUCUCUCUCUCGUUUUCACUUCCUCCUCUUUUGUCUCUCCAUCCCCUUCUCUCUCUUACGCACUUUCCCUCUCUUUCUCUCGUGA
Acanthosepion pharaonis is the source of this 1272-nucleotide messenger RNA. Lineage: Eukaryota; Metazoa; Mollusca; Cephalopoda; Sepiida; Sepiidae. The record is from the annotation of a GenBank genome assembly.